AUAAUUGUUUUGCUUUCGUUUUUGACACGUGUAUAAAAAUGGAUUUUGGAUUAAUUUAGUACUUCUAUGUAUAUCGGUUUUAUUCGGAUAUAUGCAAUUUUUAAUGAUGAAAAAAUAACCCAUUUUGAUUUAACAAUGUUGGCGCCAGUUUUGAAAUUGAAAGUUGACAAUCUAGAACGUUUCCUGACACACCUGCAGAUAAGAUUUUGUCAACAUGGCGACCUACAAUUUGAGGAGUCGUAAAUUGGAUCCACAGAAUACAGAAAGAGAAGAAAUGAAAGAAAAUAGUUUUGCUAAAGCAGAUACUUCACGACUAACAUUCACCGACGAAGAAGACAGACCCGCCAUGUCAAAGCCGACUAACAUUAAGUUAUUUGGCUGGUCCUUCAACACCGCGAUAGCAGCCACUCACGUGAACAUAUUCCUGUAUGCUACAUGCUUCUGGAUCCAAACUGGAGCACUACCCUACUUGACAAAGAAGCUGGGAGUGGAUAUGGUGGUGUUUGGUUACCUCCAGACUACAUUUGCUGUUGUUCAGCUGGCAGGUGGUCCGUUGUUUGGAAGAUUUGGUGACUUAUUUGGAGGGAGAGCAGCCAUGAUUCUGGCAUUUACUUCAGCAUCAGCAACAUAUCUCUUCCUCGGUCUUGCUGACAGCUUCCCACUCCUUUUCAUAUCCCGUCUGCCAUCUGUGUUUAUGCAUGCAAUGCAAGGUGGUCAGAUGAUCGUGACGGACAUGGGAGACAAAGAACAGCGGGCAGCUUCACUAGGCAUGCUGGGAUUGUCUUACGGAGUUGGCAUGGUGGUCGGACCAUUCAUCGGUGGAUUAAUCACAAAAUUCUUCAGUGAGCAGACAGCAGCAUUUGCAGCCUUUCUCGGAUCUUUACUCUCUAUAGUAUUCGCUUACUUCUUUACACCGAAGAAAACAAAGAAAGCGUCAGUAACGAGCACAAUAGAAGAGAAGCCAUCCUCUGUGUUUGAUGUUAAAAAGAUUGUCAGAUUGGUCAUGGCCCCAGGAGCCAUGUUUCUGCUGAUUAUUCGUGCUGCAGCAGGUAUACCUAUUGGUGUUUUUCAAAGCAUGUUUUCUGUGGUUGCCUUGGAAACAUUCAAAUUGCCACCUGAACAAAAUGGCUAUAUCCUGUCUUACAUUGGUGUGUUAACCAUGAUUGUACAAGGUCUUGGAGUGGGAGUGUUGACAAAAAAAUACUCAGAAACUUCAAUCUUGAAAUGGUCGUCAUUUUCUCUGAUAUUCUCCUACUUGGCCUUAUCAUUUGUCACGGAUGUCCAGCAGCUGUGUAUUGUGAUAGCUCCUCUAGUGAUGGGACUUGCAUCCUCGAAUAUUGUUAUCAGUUCAGCACUCACUCGUACAGUAUCAGAACUUGACACAGGUGCGAUGCUGGGAUUAAACAUGGCCGUCAACUCAUUUAUACGCUCCCUGUCUCCAACUGUCGGCGGAAUUCUCCUCAAGUACUACGGCUUUGCCUCGUUUGGUUACUUAGGUUUUGUUAUGUUGACAGGGGUUACAAUAUUUCUUUUCUUAAGAAUGAAGGAUGUUUGAUCUUAGACUUGUUUAGCACAAACAAUUUUUGUCUAUUUAUCAAUAAAUAACAAACUUUAAGGUUUACUCAUGUCAAAAUAGAUAUUGUUUGUAUAAUAAUUGUUAUUAUUAUAAUUUACGUUGCUUUGGUUGAAUUGUUCGUGGCGUUGUUUUUAUUUACUAAAAUAGGAUUGUGUGUUAGGUUUUAUGUUGAAAUAUCUUAAUUUAUUGUUUUAUGGAUGAAGUGUAAUAUUGGAUCUACACGUCUAUUUAAUAAUUAUUGAUAGUCAACUAAGAUGUUGUUAUUUUUAAAAGAAAAUAUUUCAUUACUGGUAAUGCUGAAAUAAAAGUCUAUAGCUCAAGGGAUUUUUUCCAGAGAAGUUGAAAAGGAGACCACUACCUAACCAGGUACUACCAUGAGUAAUUGAAAUAAAAUAAACCUUGUGAACAAGUUAUCUGUUGAACACCUUGACCGAUUCAGUUCAUAUUCACAGCAUAAUAUCACACCAUUAAAGCGUACACCUGUUUAGAUUUUCGUUUACAUCGGUCAAGGGCCACAGUUCUCAUUUGACCACUAUUGAAGUAAAACAAGUUUUACGUAUGAUCUGUACAAGAUAUCUCUUGAGCCCUUGACCGAUAUAGUUACUGUAUACACAAUCACAUCACACAAUCCAGCUGCACUUGACCAUUACAAAAUGACAACCUGGUGUAUAAUUAGAUAUAGCACGAACCCUAGACAGAUUUAUUUAAUUGAUGAGGGGGAUUGGGUAAUCGAAGCUUUCAAAAUAAAUUGGAUACAGUAGAACCAAAAUGAAAUAAGCUGUAUUUUAUAUAUACAAUUGUUUUGUACUUCUUGGACUCAUCAGUGAUGCUAAGAACAUAAUGCAAUUGUAGGAGGCAACCAAUUACUCUAAAAAGGUAAAAAGAAAUAUCAAAAUCUGGAUGGAAAAAGACCCAUAAUUUCAAUCAAUUUGAAUAAAAUUUCAUAAUGGAUGUGCAGUAUUGGGUUUCCAAAUAACGUUAAAUACAUGUGUAUUUUCUGAACAACGUUGUAUAUUUUCUGAACCUAGUCGUAUACUCUGAACUAGGUCGUAUAUUCUGAACCAGGUUGUAUAUAUUCUAAACCAGGUCACAUAUUCUGAACCAGGUCAUAUAUUCUGAACUAGGUUGCUGUAUAUUCUGAACCAGGUGGUAUAUUCUGAACUAGGUUGUAAUAGUUUUGAACCAUGUCAUAUUUCUGAACCAUGUCAUUGAAAAGAAUUUAUACAUAAUUCACGCAUAAUUAUAGAUAGCGGAACUUGACUGGGCUGAACGCCGGUGGCUAGGUAGCUCAAAUGGUUAGAGCAUUGUCUAGAGUUCAGAGGUCCCAUGGUGGAGUCCAAACCUGGUCAUUGCAUUUCCCUCCUCUGUUGCAUAUUAAAAUCACAAACUGCUUCAGGUCCAUCCUCUAGGAUGCCCCAGGUCAAGAUUGACCACUGCAGAUCUUGGAUGCUCUACAUCCUGAUCUCUCAUUGUAGAUACAGUGAUGAACAGGCAUAUUACUUAGUACCAUUUACUAUCAACAGAUCAGGUAUUGCUCUUUAAACGAAACACUCCAUUGAUAGUAAUAACUGUGUCUAUCUGAAGAAUAACAAAAUAAAUAUAUUUUUUAAAGAUUACCGGUAUAUUUAUUUCCUGUCUCAAAAUAAUUUUUAUUUUGUGUCUCAAAAUUGAUACAUUUUUGUACUUCACAAAAAUUAUAAAUUUUCCUUAUGGACAUUUGCAUUUAAUAUCGAGUCCACUUGUAAUUAUUAGUCCCCUACCGGUGAAACUAGGGGCACUAAAAGUUUGCCCCUCUGUCUGUCCUGCUUCAUUCCUUUUGGACUGUGAUCAUAUUUUCAAACAAGGAUAAAGGACCAUAUAAUCUCGGGACAAGUGCCAACUUAAAGGAUUUGGGGUCAAGGUCACUGGUUACUAUUUUUAGCAGGAGCUGGUUGGUGACAUGUACUGCUUUAGCAAUACCUAGUAUGCUUGUUUUCUUUAGGAAUUUGACAAUUUGGGUUUUGUGUACAGUAAAACUAUUUCAAUUUGAAAUAUUGGUUUUUUAUUUCGUUUAGGCUGAUUAUCUAUAAAAUAAUGAUGAUUAUCAUUUAAUUUAUGGCACAUUUCCUUUUCCAGAACUAUACAACCAUUUCUCUCUCUCUCUCUUGCUUCAUUGCAAAAUUCUAACACUAGAUAUUUUGACUAUGUUAACCAAAGUAAUGAAUUAAUGUCCAGUGACCAUAAAAUCAUAUGGUACAGUAUAUAAUCUAAUUAGCCAAUGUAUCAGUAUAAAAUAUACAUUACAUCAUUCUGGGAAGAUGCAAGCAAAUAUUCCAUUUAAGAGUUUUAAUAGCUGAAUGUUAGGCUUUUUGACUUUGUUCAAGGGAUUAAUAAGACUGCUGGAUUUUAAUGGUAAAUGUUACUGUGAUAUUAGUAGAGGCAAUACAUUGUUAUAAUUUUCUCCAGGUCCCAACACCAGACGUUAGACAGUUUCAUGGUCAGAUAUUUGCUACAAUAGACAUCUGUCUGUCAAAAUGUCUAAUUAUGGCAUUAGGGCCAGAGGAAACUCGGACUAGUAAAAAUGUAAAAUUCCAUGUGAUAGAUGUCUGAAAGAGAGACAUUCCAAAUAUUGAAACACAUGUGUCACUAACGUUUUUGAAUCUGUUUUUGUAUAUUAAAAUGUUUUGCCAUUAAAACUCAAUUUUUAAACAGA
Messenger RNA from Pecten maximus, 4268 nucleotides. RefSeq names its product solute carrier family 22 member 18-like. The coding region runs from base 215 to 1555 and encodes 446 amino acids. The record is from RefSeq and is a predicted model, not a curated record. Gene Ontology annotation, biological process: transmembrane transport. The transcript has 9 exons. NCBI's taxonomy places the organism in Eukaryota, Metazoa, Mollusca, Bivalvia, Pectinida, Pectinidae. Gene Ontology annotation, molecular function: transmembrane transporter activity.